This is a messenger RNA of Condylura cristata (star-nosed mole), 5556 nucleotides long. RefSeq names its product notch 2 (gene NOTCH2). Gene Ontology annotation, cellular component: membrane. Lineage: Eukaryota; Metazoa; Chordata; Mammalia; Eulipotyphla; Talpidae. Gene Ontology annotation, molecular function: Notch binding; calcium ion binding. The transcript is spliced from 28 exons. Bases 1 to 5556 code for a protein of 1851 amino acids. Gene Ontology annotation, biological process: cell differentiation; multicellular organism development; regulation of developmental process. The record is from RefSeq and is a predicted model, not a curated record.
AUGGGCGACUGUGCCGCCGGGCUGGGCCUGCAGUGUCGUGAUGGCUACGAGCCCUGUGUGAAUGAAGGCGUGUGUGUCACCUACCACAAUGGCACCGGCUACUGCAGAUGUCCCGAGGGCUUCUUGGGAGAAUACUGCCAGCACCGCGACCCCUGUGACAAGAGCCGCUGCCAGAACGGCGGCACGUGUGUGGCCCAGGCCAUGCUGGGGAAAGCCUUGUGCCGCUGCGCCCCGGGCUUCACGGGGGAGAACUGCCAGCACUCCACCUCGCACCCCUGCUUCAUGACGCGCCCCUGCCUCAAUGGGGGCACCUGCCACAUGCUGAGCCGGGACACGUACGCCUGCACCUGCCAAGUCGGCUUCACAGGUAAACUGUGCCAGUGGUCGGACGCCUGCCUGUCCCAGCCCUGCGCCAACGGCAGCACCUGCUCCACCGUGGCCAACCAGUUCUCCUGCCGCUGCCGGGCCGGCUUCACGGGCCCCAAGUGUGAGACCGACAUCAACGAGUGCGACGUCCCGGGCCAGUGCCGGCACGGGGGCACCUGCCUCAACCUGCCGGGCUCCUUCCAGUGCCAGUGCCCCCAGGGCUUCACCGGCCAGCGCUGCGACAGCCCCUACGUGCCCUGCGCCCCCUCCCCCUGCGUCAACGGGGGCACCUGCCGGCAGACGGGGGACUUCAGCUUCGAGUGCAGCUGCCUUCCAGGUUUCGAAGGGAGCACCUGUGAGCGGAAUAUCGACGACUGCCCCCACCACAAGUGUCAGAAUGGAGGGGUCUGCGUGGACGGGGUCAACACGUACAACUGCCGCUGCCCGCCGCAGUGGACAGGACAGUUCUGCACGGAGGACGUGGACGAGUGCCUGCUGCAGCCCAACGCCUGCCAGAACGGCGGCACCUGCACCAACCGCAACGGCGGCUACGGCUGCGUGUGCGUCAACGGCUGGAGCGGCGAGGACUGCGGCGAGAACAUCGACGACUGUGCCUUCGCCUCCUGCACCCCCGGCUCCACCUGCAUCGACCGCGUGGCCUCCUUCUCCUGCAUGUGCCCCGAGGGGAAGGCAGGCCUCUUGUGCCACCUGGACGACGCCUGCAUCAGCAACCCCUGCCACAAGGGGGCACUGUGCGACACCAACCCCCUCAACGGGCAGUACAUCUGCACCUGCCCUCAGGGCUACCGAGGGGCGGACUGCACGGAGGACGUGGACGAGUGCGCCAUGGCCAACAGCAACCCCUGUGAGCACGCGGGCAAGUGCGUGAACACCGACGGCGCCUUCCACUGCGAGUGUCUGCGGGGCUACGCGGGGCCCCGGUGCGAGAUGGACAUCAACGAGUGCCACUCGGACCCCUGCCAGAACGACGCCACCUGCCUGGACAAGAUCGGCGGCUUCACGUGCCUGUGCAUGCCAGGUUUCAGAGGCGUGCACUGUGAGCUGGACAUCAACGAGUGUCAGAGCAACCCCUGCGUGAACAACGGCCAGUGUGUGGACAAGGUCAACCGCUUCCAGUGCCUGUGCCCGCCCGGUGAGUGCCCGCCGCGGCCCCCGCUCCCUGUGGAGCCCAGCGCUGACCGCAGGCGGCGCAGCGGGGCGAGCGGCGUGGCCACCUGGGGCGGGCGGGGGGACGUCUGCCUCGGCUCUGACUCGUACCCCUCCCCAGGGUUCACCGGCGUGCUGUGUGAGGAGAACGUGGACAACUGCGACCCCGACCCCUGCCACCACGGCCAGUGCCAGGACGGCAUCGACUCCUACACCUGCGUCUGCAGCCCCGGCUACAUGGGCGCCAUCUGCAGCGACCAGAUCGACGAGUGCUACAGCAGCCCCUGCCUGAACGAGGGCCGCUGCAUCGACCUGGUGAACGGCUACCAGUGCAACUGCCAGCCCGGCACCUCCGGCGUCAACUGCGAGAUCGACUUCGACGACUGUGCGAGCAGCCCCUGCGCCCACGGAGUCUGUCUGGACGGAGUGAACCAGUACAGCUGCGUCUGCCCCCCCGGAUUCACAGGCCAGAGAUGCCACCUGGACAUCGACGAGUGUGCCUCCGGGCCCUGCCGCAAGGGCGCCACCUGCGUCAACGACGUCAACGGCUUCCGCUGCCUGUGCCCCGAGGGGCCCCUGCACCCCAGCUGCUACCUGCAGGCGAACGAGUGCCUGAGCAACCCCUGCAUCCACGGGAACUGCACCGGCGGCCUCGGCGGGUACAAGUGUGUCUGCGACGCCGGCUGGGUGGGCACCAACUGCGAGGUGGACAGAAACGAGUGCCUGUCCCACCCGUGCCUCAACGGCGGCACGUGCGACAACCUGGUGAACGGGUACAGAUGCACCUGCAGGAAGGGCUUCAAAGGCCUGAACUGCCAGGUUAACAUCGACGAGUGCGCUUCCAACCCGUGCCUGAACCAGGGGACCUGCCUCGACGACGUGAGCGGCUACGUCUGUCAUCGACUUUGUCGCUUCUCUGCAGGCAAGAACUGCCAGAUCGUGCUGGCUCCCUGCUCCCCAAACCCUUGUGAGAACGGGGCCGUUUGUAAAGAGGCUGCGAACUUUGAGAGUUACUCCUGCCUCUGUGCUCCCGGCUGGCAAGGCCCGCGUUGCGCCGUGGACGUGGACGAGUGCGUGUCCCAGCCCUGCAGGAACCGCGGCACCUGCCACAACACCCAGGGCAGCUACGUGUGCGAGUGCCCGGCCGGCUUCAGCGGGGCCGACUGCGAGGAGGACGUGGACGACUGCCUGGCCAGUGAGUGCGCGGGGCCCUUGGCGUGCGUCCCGGGGUACCAGGGCGUCAACUGUGAGUACGAGGUGGACGAGUGCCAGCACCGGCCCUGCCAGAACGGAGGCACCUGCAUCGACCUCGUGAACCACUUCAAGUGCUCCUGCCCGCCGGGCACUCGGGGUCUGCUUUGCGAGGAGAACGUCGACGACUGCGCCGGCGGCCCCCGCUGCCUCAAUGGCGGUCAGUGUGUGGACAGGAUCGGGGGCUACAGCUGCCGCUGCCCGCCCGGCUUCGCGGGCGAGCGCUGCGAGGGCGACAUCAACGAGUGCCUGUCCAGCCCCUGCAGCUCCGAGGGCAGCCUGGACUGCGUCCAGCUCACCGACGACUACCAGUGCGUCUGCCGCAGCGCCUUCACGGGCCGCCACUGUGAGACCUUCAUCGACGUGUGUCCCCAGAGGCCUUGCCUGAACGGAGGCACCUGCGCCGUGGCCAGCAACAUGCCCGACGGCUUCAUCUGCCGCUGCCCCCCGGGAUUCUCGGGGGCCCGGUGCCAGAGCAGCUGCGGACAACUGAAGUGCCGGCGAGGGGAGCAGUGCGUGCACACGGCCGCGGGGCCCCGCUGCUUCUGCCCCGACCCCCAGGACUGCGAGUCCGGCUGCGCCAGCGGCCCCUGCCAGCACGGGGGCAGCUGCUACCCCCAGCGCCAGCCUCCCUACUUCUCCUGCCACUCUAAGGUGUUUCUGGAAAUCGACAACCGCCAGUGUGUGCAGGACUCUGACCAGUGCUUCAAGAGCACGGACGCGGCCGCGGCCCUCCUGGCCUCGCACGCCAUCCAGGGCACCCUGUCCUACCCGCUCGUGUCUGUCGUCAGCGAGUCCCUGAUUCCGAAGCCCACUCAGCUUCUCUACCUCCUGGCCGUCGCCGUCCUCAUCAUCCUGUUCAUCAUCCUGCUGGGGGUCAUCAUGGCCAAGCGGAAGCGCAAGCACGGCUCCCUCUGGCUGCCCGAAGGCUUCACCCUCCGCCGAGACUCCAGCAACCACAAGCGCCGGGAGCCGGUGGGGCAGGACGCCGUGGGGCUCAAAAAGACCCUUAUCAGAGCUAAGCGGGUGGCGAAUACGAAACAAGCUGCCGAUGGGUGCACCCCGCUCAUGCUGGCUUCUCUCCGAGGGGGCAGCUCAGACGUGAGCGACGAGGACGAAGACGCAGAGGACUCUUCUGCCAACAUCAUCACCGACCUGGUCUACCAGGGCGCCAGCCUGCAGGCCCAGACGGACCGCACCGGCGAGAUGGCCCUGCACCUGGCGGCCCGCUACUCCCGGGCGGACGCCGCCAAGCGCCUCCUGGACGCGGGCGCGGACGCCAAUGCCCAGGACAACAUGGGCCGCUGCCCUCUGCACGCCGCCGUGGCCGCGGACGCCCAGGGGGUCUUCCAGAUUCUGAUCCGCAACCGCGUAACGGAUCUUGAUGCCAGGAUGCAUGACGGCACCACACCCCUGAUCCUGGCUGCCCGCCUGGCGGUGGAGGGGAUGGUGGCAGAGCUGAUCAACUGCCAGGCCGACGUGAACGCCGUGGACGACCAUGGAAAAUCUGCUCUCCACUGGGCCGCCGCCGUCAAUAACGUGGAGGCGACGCUCCUGCUGCUGAAAAACGGGGCCAACCGGGACAUGCAGGACCUGCAGGAGGAGACGCCGCUGUUCCUGGCCGCGCGGGAGGGCAGCUACGAGGCGGCCAAGGUCCUCCUGGACCACUUCGCCAACCGCGACAUCACGGACCACAUGGACCGGCUGCCGCGCGACGUGGCCCGCGACCGCAUGCACCACGACAUCGUGCGGCUGCUGGACGAGUACAACGUGGCGCCCAGCCCGCCGGGAGCCGCGCUGCCCUCCGCCCUCUCGCCGGUCAUCUGCGGGCCCAACAGGGCUUUCCUCAGCCUGAAGCACACCCCGAUGGGCAAGAAGCCCCGGCGGCCCAACGCCAAGAGCGCCGUGCCCACCAGCCUCCCCAACCUGGCCCGGGAGGCCAAGGAGGCCAAGGGCGGCCGCAGGAAGAAGUCGCUGAGCGACAAGGGCCAGCUGUCCGAGAGCUCGGUGACCCUGUCGCCUGUCGACUCCUUGGAGUCUCCGCACACGUACGUGUCUGACGCCACCUCCUCGCCCAUGAUCACGUCCCCCGGGCUCUUGCAGGCCUCCCCCAACCCGCUGAUGGCCCCCGGGGCGGCCCCGGCCCCGGCCCACGCCCAGCACGCCCUGUCCUUCUCCAACCUGCACGAGCUGCAGCCUCUGGCGCACGGGGCCGGCCCGGCGCUGCCCUCCGUGAGCCAGCUGCUGACCCAGCACCACAUCGUGCCCCCCGGCGGCGGCGGCGUGGGGGGCCUGGGCCGGCUGCACCCCGUCACCGUGCCCGCGGACUGGAUGAACCGCGUGGAGGUGAGCGACACCCAGUACAGCGAGAUGUUCGGGAUGGUGCUGGCUCCCGCGGAGGGCGCCCACCCUGGCGCCGCCCCCCAGAGCCGGCCCCCCGACGCGAAGCACCUCCCCGCCCCGCGGGAGCCCUUGCCGCCCAUCGUGACUUUCCAGCUGAUCCCCAAAGGCGGAGUGGCCCAGCCGGCCGGGGCUCCCCAGCCCCAGCCCAGCUGCCCCCAUCGGGGCCGGCGCGAGCCGCCUCUCCCAAGUGCAGUGUCGUCCCGGGCUCCCCGCGCCGGUGGGCUGCCCGGCGCCUCCCUGAGCCAGGCCGUCCAGAGCCUCCACGAGGGACACCGUGUCCAGCAGCAGCUGCUUGCCGCGCAGAACGCAACUCGCCCCGGGUUCCGGCCCCAGCGCUUGUCGCCCUCCCGUCGGGCAUCGCAGGCUUGA